AUGUCCGAAUUUGAGGCCGGUCAAGUCCUAGCCGCCCGCGCCAGUCUUAAGGAACGCAACCCGCAACCGUUUACAGCGGACCUGGCCGUAUGUGAUGAUGCGACCGUGCCGGUCGAGGCCCCGGUCAUUGAGGUUGGGGGCCUCGCCUUUCAGUCCAUAGGAAGCGGCUUCUAUAGCGACAAGGAACUAUCUAAGAACACCAAAGGCGCCUGCGCCUCUUGGGUCUGGAGCCCCGAUAUAACCAUAGGCGACCCGCGCUGGUUGAUUGACAGAUUGCGCGCAGACUAUAAAGACGACGAGUUUUACAUGAUUAGCAUAAUAAUGUCCACCGCUUCAGGUGAGAAUGCAUAUGUUGAGGACAAGAAAGGCUCAGACGCCGCCAUUGCUCAUGAGACUGGAUCUUCCCCGACGAUCCAGCGGCUCGGCGAGGGGGACACGACCGAAAAGACUCGCAUAUUCGUCGGCGAGGUCGAGGAUUCCCUGCUUGCGGGCGCCGAGAGUGGCGUGUUCACAUCCAUUACUCCGAUGCUCAUCAACUGCAAGGCCAUUCUGUGGGUGACUCGAGGCUCCGCCUUGAUUUCCCAAGAUCCGUGUGUCAUUUAA
Molecule: messenger RNA, 603 nt
Organism: Hirsutella rhossiliensis
Lineage: Eukaryota; Fungi; Ascomycota; Sordariomycetes; Hypocreales; Ophiocordycipitaceae
Exons: 3
Coding region: 1-603 (200 amino acids)
Source: RefSeq, a predicted model, not a curated record